Molecule: messenger RNA, 467 nt
Organism: Cercospora beticola
Lineage: Eukaryota; Fungi; Ascomycota; Dothideomycetes; Mycosphaerellales; Mycosphaerellaceae
Product: cytochrome c oxidase VIIc family protein
Biological process (GO): mitochondrial electron transport, cytochrome c to oxygen
Source: RefSeq, a predicted model, not a curated record
AGCAACAUCACCACGAUCUCUCAUUCUCCACUCUCACCACCGCGACGAGCCACACCACCACCAUGCUCGCCCAAUCCCGUGUCAUCGCGCGCCGCGCACCAACUGCCGCUCUCCGCCGCAACUUUACAACCACCCGCCCACAGUUCGGCUCGCCAUACCACUACCCAGAGGGUCCACGAAGCAACAUCCCAUUCAACCCUCUGACCAGAUUCUUUGCCUUCCGGUACUGGGCAUUUAUGGCUACUGGAUUUGGACUGCCAUUCGGCAUUGCUGUCUGGCAAACGUACAAGAACCAAUAGACGAGCGAAACUGGGAAGGAAGAAGUGAGCUUCUGUGUAUUCAAGCGCAUCGAGGAGUGGCUGGAAAGCAGGCAGUUAGAAACAAUGGCAUUGUACAGAUACUUCUAGAGCCAUUUCAUAUGUCAAUGGAUGACGACCAAGCAGCAGUGCGCUUCCUCUUUGCUCCCA